CCAAACCCUGAGAGAAUGAACCAUCAGACGAUUCACAUGAUACCAGUCCCGGCCAUUGAAUCAGCCCGAGAGACACUCUUAGACUUUGAAACUCAGCGUCGAUUCUCCAGACCUGGUGGAGCAGACAAGCCAUCCUCACUCAGUGUGCCCUUUGUGAAUUUCUGGUUCAGAGAAGAUAAUCUCAGUGAUACCUUGAAGAAGCUGAAGAUAACAGCUGUUGACAGAACGGAGGAUAGUUUAGAAGGAUGCUUGGACUGUCUGCUUCAAGCCCUGGCUCAAAAUAAUUUGGAAACAAGUGAAAAAAUCCAAGGAAGUGGAAUACUUCAACUGUUUGCCAGUCUGUUGAUUCCACAGUCUCCGUGCACAGCCAAAGUAGCUAACGUCAUAGCAGAAGUAGCCAAAAAUGAAUUUAUGCGAACUCCAUGUGUGGAUGCUGGGUUGAUUUCCCCACUGGUGCAGCUGCUACAUAGCAAAGACCAGGAAGUGCUGCUUCAAACGGGCAGGGCUCUAGGAAACAUAUGCUACGAUAGCCAUGAGGGCAGAAGUGCAGUUGACCAAGCAGGUGGUGCACAGGUUGUAAUUGACCGUUUAAGGUCACUGUGCAGUAGAACAGACCCCGCCAAUGAGAAGCUCUUGACUGUCUUUUGUGGCAUGCUGAUGAACUAUAGCAAUGAGAAUGAUUCCCUUCAAGCUCAGCUUAUCAAUAUGGGUGUUAUUCCUACCUUAGUGAAAUUACUGGGUAUCCACUGCCAAAAUGCAGCUCUUACAGAAAUGUGUCUUGUUGCAUUUGGCAAUUUAGCAGAACUUGAGUCAAGUAAAGAACAGUUUGCCAGUACAAAUAUUGCUGAAGAACUGGUAAAACUCUUCAAGAAGCAAAUAGAACAUGAUAAGAAGGAAAUGAUUUUUGAAGUUCUUGCUCCAUUGGCAGAAAAUGGUGAGAAAAUAAAUGCGCUUCUUGGUUUUUUGGGUUUGUUGAAAACAGUGUCUACUGAGCUGCAGAUGUCCAUUCCCUAUUAUCCAGCAGUUCCACUCUUAGGAAUAUACCCAGAAACAUGCAGCGGGAGCCAUUACAGGAAUAUUCAUAGCAGCAUGAUUUAUAAUAAUGAAAAAUUGACUGAAUAUCCAUUAAGUCAAGUAUUUUCCUUUUGUCUGUUUCAUUUACCCCCAGAUGAAUCUAUGCAGAAAUUAUUUGAAGGAGGAAAAGGUAAUGUGUUUCAAAGAGUGCUGUCCUGGAUUCCAUCAAAUAACCAUCAACUGCAGCUUGCUGGAGCAUUGGCAAUUGCAAAUUUUGCCAGAAAUGAUGGAAAUUGUAUCCACAUGGUAGACAAUGGAAUUGUAGAAAAACUUAUGGAUUUAUUGGACAGACAUGUGGAAGAUGGAAAUGUGACGGUACAGCAUGCAGCACUAAGUGCCCUCAGAAACCUGGCCAUUCCAGUUGUAAAUAAAGCAAAGAUGUUAUCAGCUGGGGUCACAGAGGCAGUUUUGAAAUUCCUUAAAUCUGAAAUGCCGCCGGUUCAGUUCAAACUUCUGGGAACGUUAAGAAUGUUAAUAGAUGCUCAAGCAGAAGCCGCUGAACAACUGGGAAAGAAUGUUAAAUUAGUGGAGCGUUUGGUGGAAUGGUGUGAAGCCAAAGAUCAUGCUGGUGUGAUGGGGGAGUCAAACAGACUGCUCUCUGCCCUCAUACGACACAGUAAAUCAAAAGAUGUAAUUAAAACCAUUGUACAGAGUGGUGGCAUCAAGCAUCUAGUUACCAUGGCAACUAGUGAACAUGUAAUAAUGCAGAAUGAAGCCCUCGUUGCUUUGGCACUAAUUGCAGCUUUAGAACUGGGCUCUGCUGAGAAAGAUCUAGAAAGUGCUAAACUUGUACAGAUUUUACAUAGACUACUAGCAGAUGAGAGAAGUGCUCCUGAAAUCAAAUAUAAUUCCAUGGUCCUGAUCUGUGCUCUCAUGGGAUCUGAAUCUCUGCACAAGGAAGUACAGGAUUUGUCUUUUCUAGAUGUUGUAUCCAAACUUCGCAGUCAUGAGAACAAAAGCGUUGCCCAACAGGCCUCUCUCACAGAGCAGAGACUUACUGUGGAAAGCUGAGAACUGCCCCGCCCUAACACGUGGCAUCACCCCAUCUCUGGUUUUCCCUUUGUCCUCCAUCCAGCUGCCUCUUCUGCUUCAUUCUCUUCCAUAUCACUUGUGCAUGCGUGUAAUGUUCCAAUACCAAUUGAAGAACUGCUGUAGGUACCUGCCCAAUAAGAUUUCUAAAACCAUAGUUAGUGUGAACAUGAAUUUGUCAAAAACAAGUCUCCAUCCUAACUGUUCUCUUGUAUUCCUGUUGCUUGAGCUACAUUAAGUAGAAUGUGCAUGUUGUAGUCCUAUGAUGAUGUAAACUUGGUACUACAUAAUGACUUGCUCCUCACACUUGGUAAACUACAUAAUGUACUGGUAAAUUAGAAACAAACAAGAAUGCAGCAGGACCUGUCUAGCUUAUUAAAAAUGGAAUUGAAUAGUAAAAAUGGCUCCAUUUAUUUGGUGCUUUGGAAGCACAGUGACCAAAAAACUGUAUGGCUGCUCAUUCAUUAGUCUUACCUACUAUUGUCAAACCCAUGGUACCUAGAGUUAAAUAAAAUCCAAUGCUCUCACUCUUUACCCUAUGGUUUCUCCUUCUUUCUAACUAUGUAGACUCUUGAAACUGACAAAAACUUGGCAAGAUUUCCUGAGGUUUUUUUUAUUUCAUAGGUAAUUGGCUGUCAUCAGUAGCCGGAUGUUGAAAACAUUUGUAGUUUUCAGCAUGAAACUAAAGGGUUAAGAAUCUCUAUUACACUAGUACAUCUUGUUUUUUGGCUAUAUUUUAGAUUCUGAUAUAUGUACAAUUUCACCUCAGGACUUCUUCCAUCAAUUAAUCAGCGUUGUCCAACAAUUUGUCUUUAAAAGUCACUUUGGCAUAUGUUUUCAACUAAGAAAAUUGAGUAUAGCUCAUUGAAGAAUGGAUUUUUUUCUUGUUUUUCAUCAUUUAGCUCAAAAGCAAGAAGUUUCUUCUCAUCGUCCUUUUAAAUCUUAUAUUAGAACUAGCUAGACAUAAAGGGGAAAUUUUUAAAAUAACUUUGUCUAGACUAAAGAAAGGAAACAGGUUAUAAAGCCAUAGUAGCCAGUCCAGUUCAUUCUGCAGAUGAUGGCCUCAUACCAGUUAGAGCUUCCCAUCUCCACUUUCCACAGAGAACUACCGUAGAUCUUAAAGGCUAUCAAAAAAGGUGACAGAACGAAAACUCAAGAGACAAGACCCCCUUGGCGAAAUAUACUGUACUCUUCACUGCCACUACCACCACCAAAUGGGUUUUUAGAUCUUUGAAACACAAUCUUUGUAAAUUAAUCAAAAUGUCCCUGUGACAAACCUGCCUUUUCCCCGUGCCCACGUCUGACACAUACUGGCUGACGGGCAGAAUGGGCUCCAGAGUGGAAGGACUGCAGGACAGUAGAAUGGGCGGCCAGGGGCAGCAGCAACUCUUUCCUCUCCGGCAUGAGAUGGUGUACAUCUCCAGGGCGAUCGAAGAUGGACACUUGACUCUGCAACUGCUAUGAUUCAAGAAAGUUAAAACCCCAGUGGAGGUAAAGAACCUUUAGACUAAUGGUCCCAUUGGAUGUCCAAGAAAGGGACUGUUACGAGUGCUUAUGCUAUACUCACUGUAAGAAUGAUCUUGUUUAUUGUCUUCUGGGCUGGAUAGUGGACUGACUAUAUUUCAUUAUAGUUUUGAAAGAUCUGUAAUAUUGCAUAAUAGGCUGUUCAUAUUAAUAACUAAAUAAAUAAACAGUAUAUCAAACUGUAA
Hipposideros armiger (great roundleaf bat) is the source of this 3812-nucleotide messenger RNA. It is a transcript of the gene RAP1GDS1, whose product is annotated as Rap1 GTPase-GDP dissociation stimulator 1. Gene Ontology annotation, biological process: positive regulation of GTPase activity. Lineage: Eukaryota; Metazoa; Chordata; Mammalia; Chiroptera; Hipposideridae. Gene Ontology annotation, molecular function: protein binding; guanyl-nucleotide exchange factor activity. The record is from RefSeq and is a predicted model, not a curated record. The coding region runs from base 16 to 2085 and encodes 689 amino acids. The transcript is spliced from 15 exons.